CAGUGUGGAUUUCGUGCGUGAAAAUUAGUUAAGUUUUUAUGAAAAAAUACAGUAUUUCGCAUAAUAGCAAACAAAUAAAAAGUGUUCUGAAUGCUGCAGAAAAUUGCUUAUCAAGUAAUCAACUCCAUUUGUGUGGGGAGCACUGAGGAAAAGCGUAGCGUUCAAUUGAAAAAGUGAAAACAGUGCCAAAAAUCCAACAGUAAAACCCAAUUGCAAACCACAGCCAAACAUCAACUACACAUACUUGUGCACACAACACACGCACACUCUCAUACAUACCAUACAUAACUAGUGUACAUACAUAUAUUGCGUAUCGAAUAAAGAAAAACCUGCAACAACGUCGUCACAUACGCAAUCUGCUCCAACACGCUCCAGCAAACGUCAACGUCAACGCCGACGCAGCAGUACGUUUUGCCUUCAACUCAAACAAUACAAAUACACGCGCACAUCAGACACACACACACAGGCAUACUCAUGAUGUCGUAUAUUAUGGCCAAAACAUUGGAGGAGCAGAGUUUACGCGAAUGCGAGCAUUAUAUACAUACGCAUGGCAUUCAAGGUGUCCUUAAAGACUGCAUCGUCCAGCUGUGCGUCUGCCGACCGGACAAUCCUGUUCAAUUCCUGCGCUGUUAUUUUCAAAAACUGGAACGGGAACAAGUCAAACUGGAUGCCAGCAAACAGGUAAUCAGUCCAGACGACUGCGACGAUCUCAGUCCAAUGCCACAAACCGCUGCACCACCUGUGCGUAGGCGCGGCGGCAUCUCCGCCGAGCCCGUCACCGAAGAGGAUGCCUACAACUAUGUGAAGAAAGUGGUGCCCAAGGACUACAAGACAAUGAAUGCGCUCUCCAAGGCUAUUGCCAAGAAUGUGCUCUUUGCGCAUUUGGAUGAGAGCGAACGCUCCGACAUAUUCGAUGCCAUGUUUCCGGUCAAUCACAAUGCGGGCGAGAAUAUUAUACAGCAGGGCGAUGAGGGUGACAAUUUCUACGUAAUCGAUGUGGGCGAGGUGGAUGUGUUUGUGAACUCUGAGCUGGUGACCACCAUUAGCGAGGGCGGCAGCUUUGGCGAGCUGGCGCUUAUCUAUGGCACACCACGUGCCGCCACAGUGCGCGCCAGGAGCGACGUCAAACUGUGGGGCAUCGAUCGCGACUCCUACAGACGCAUUCUGAUGGGUUCAACCAUACGCAAACGCAAAAUGUACGAGGAGUUUCUGUCUCGCGUCUCCAUACUGGAGAGUCUGGACAAGUGGGAGCGCCUCACAGUUGCCGAUUCGCUGGAGACGUGCGCCUUCGAGGAUGGCGAGACCAUUGUGAAACAGGGCGCCGCUGGCGAUGACUUCUAUAUCAUCCUGGAAGGCUGUGCUGUGGUGCUGCAACAGCGCUCUGAGCAGGGCGAGGAACCAGCUGAAGUGGGUCGUCUGGGGUCUAGCGAUUACUUUGGUGAGAUUGCGCUGCUGCUGGACCGACCACGUGCGGCUACGGUCGUGGCUCGUGGCCCGCUUAAGUGCGUAAAGUUGGAUCGUGCGAGAUUUGAACGUGUUUUGGGACCCUGCGCGGACAUACUUAAGCGCAAUAUAACGCAGUAUAACAGUUUUGUUUCAUUGUCUGUCUAGGCCACGCAACAACAACAGCAACAACGCAGCUCACCUGUCAACAACCAUAAAAUAGAAAAGCAACAACAAACGCUCAGCAGCCCAACAAACAACACACAAACCAACAAACAAACAAACAAAAUGCAAUCUUUGACUUAAAAAUACUUAAAUGUAUAUUGAUAAAAUCAAAAUAGCAAGCAAACGCAAAUGUAUAAUUCAUAGGCUCAGCCCGCACUUUCAAAAAUGAAUUGAGUUGAGCUCAAGGGGCUGGGCCUGCAAACUAAACAAAAAAGAAAAUAAGUAAACAAUUGCUAAUUACGUAUGUAUGUAUAUGAAUUCUGAAUGUUGUGCUGAAAGUUACAUAUGUAUUUGUGUAAUGUGUGUGUAUCUCUUGGUGUACAUUGUUGCAGCAUGUUCCACACAAAAAAUAUAUGUAUGUAUUUAAAACAAUGAACUGCAACUGAAUAACGUUUCAAUAUACAAUGCACACUUUAGAAAGCAUUUUCAAUAUAUAACAAUUUUCUACAAAAUGCAACAAAACAAAAAAAAAACCAAAAUUAUUUUACAACUGUUUAUAUGAACUUUCUUUAUGCGGAACAUGCUGCCAGCCACUAAAAUAAAAAACAAAACAAAACAAAAAAAUAUAAAAACUUAUUGUUACGAAUUACAAGUAAAACAAUAUUAUUUUGAAAUUUAUUGAAAACAUCUAAGUGUUUUGUACAACAUAAGCCAACAAGCUAAGUUAAAUUAAUUUAUGUAAAGUUUAGCUGUAAACCAUUUACACAUACACACACACACACACGUAAAACUGAAAAGUGUUUAAAGAGUGCGCAGCGCAAUUUGUUUGGCGGGCAAAACACACACUUUUAUUUAAUAUUUAGUAAAUUAUUUUUAACAUACUGAGAAACAAAACCUACAACUAUUCGCACAUGAAAUUAGCAAAGUUUAAAUUGAAUUGCAAGAUCAAAGCAAAUUAAAUUAAAAGUCAACCAAA
Molecule: messenger RNA, 2584 nt
Organism: Drosophila busckii
Lineage: Eukaryota; Metazoa; Arthropoda; Insecta; Diptera; Drosophilidae
Gene: Pka-R1
Product: cAMP-dependent protein kinase type I regulatory subunit
Exons: 5
Coding region: 475-1611 (378 amino acids)
Biological process (GO): regulation of protein phosphorylation
Cellular component (GO): cAMP-dependent protein kinase complex
Molecular function (GO): cAMP-dependent protein kinase regulator activity
Source: RefSeq, a predicted model, not a curated record